AUGGCUCGCCCGUCUUUUUUUCACGUUUUGUUUCUCCUCGCGCACGUGGGGCGUUCGUCCGUGGAGGCCUAUCCGACUGGUCCGGGAGGAUGCAGCGCCAUAGACGGACACGGACUGGCUCACUACGAUACAAUGGAAUACUGGAAAUUGGAGCACGACGGCGGCAGCGCUGUGAGCCCGAACGACCGCGUCGUGGUUAGGCUGUUCGCUGUCUCCGGGGCAGGCAUGGUAGCAUUCAAGGGAUUCAUCUUGAAGACCUCCGCUGGGACGCUAACCGUCAAGGAUUCCGCGAACACGCAGGCCGUUUCUGCGUGCGAUGGAGCAAUCGGGCACCUAAAUGCGGAUCCUAAGAUUUUAGUCGAGGCAUACCUCGACCUGCCAUCGACCUGGGGCACGGUCACCGUCACAGCGGAGAUAGUGCCCUUUCAGACGUCGGUCACCAAGCUCACCCUCGACAUCGACGUGCUGAAAACCUGGGACCGGGUGACCACUAUUCAAGGGAAUAGCGUGAGUGGCACAAACAGCGAAUUCGGGAAGUUUGUAUCCUUGAGCUACAAUGGCUCGCGCAUGGCUGUGGGCAGCUUGUAUUGGGUCAACGCGUUCGAGAUUGACGCUGGAACGGUGACACAAUUGGGAACGCGUGUUGAUGUACAAUCCGACCCCACACAGUCCGUGUCCAUUUCCGGAGACGGCGAAAGCGUUGCAGUGAUCUUCGGCGAGGUUAUGAAGUCGCCGUUACCCGAUACGUUGACAAAAGUGUUCCGAUUCGAUUCAUCCAGCUCCGAACCUUGGACCUCGAAGUUUGAAACCGUUGACGGAAACCACCCAAUGUCAUCUGCUCUCUCCAGCGAUGGCAAGCGAUUGCUCAGCGCUCACGGGCGGUCACCGGGUACCUUCUUGAAAGUUCUCAACCCGGAAACUGGUACGGCUCUUGGUGGAUGGAUGAUUGCUGGAAGUUCCAUGGGGGGAUUUUUAGGACGCCAUAUAGAACAGAUUGCGGCUGUGUCGGCUGACGGCAAUCGCGUCGCCACCGGUGUCGACACGGGUAACGAUGAGAACAAUGGCUACGAGGGACUCGUGAAAAUUUGGGAAUGGUCGGGUUCAUACGCAACGGGUUGGGUGCAGAUGGGAACCAUCAAUGGUCCGAGCGUGCACACCAUGAGAUUCGGAGAUGCACUCGCUCUUUCUGGCAACGGCUCUCGCAUCGUCAUCGGCGCCACUGGGCCUCCGAACAACGAACUUGCUAAGGGUGGCGUGGAACCUAUCGUGUUCGUGUUCGAGUGGAUCUCGGGGUCAUGGAUAAAACUUGGGAGCACUUUGAAACAUGGACGUGAAAACGCAAUAAUUGGUAACGACGGCUAUCCUUACUUCUUUGGGCGUUCGGUGGCAAUAUCCCACGACGGCACGCUCGUCGCUGUCCGUUCAGAAUCACAGUUGUCGGCACCAUCACAGUAUGGAUACACCUUUGUCUACAGCUUUGACGUGGCCACAAACGACUGGAAGGCUAUUGGAAAAAUAAAGGAUGAAGAUAAAGGAUACUCUCGGCGUGUGAGUGCUCAACGUUCCGCUCACGUGCAGGUGGCCCUCUCCGGCGAUGGGAGAUAUCUCGCGGUGGGAGAGCCCAAUCGUGACAACGUGGCGGACGAUGUAGUUGACGGGCGCGUCAGCCUGUAUGCAAACCCAUGGAGGGCCGAUCCCCGCGCCACCGGCGGGGCCGUCACAAUGGUCGGCGAGUACACCAUCCACACGUUCACGUCUACCGGCACGUUCACCGUCAUCGACUCCACGCUGACCAAUGUGGAGGUGCUGGUCGUUGCAGGUGGCGGAAGCGGCGGCGGUCCUGGCAAUACUCCAUCAAGCGGCGGCGGAGGAGGAGGAGGCGUCCUCCAAGCCGCGUCGAGGUCCGUCAACGUGCAAUCGUACAUAGUCACCGUCGGUGACGGUGCUGGUACGUACGAGGUUGGCGGCUAUAGCGCCUUUGAUGACAUGGUGGCAUUUGGUGGCAAGGGAAUCGUGGCUGGCUAUGAUGGCGAAGCAAGUGGAUACUGCACUCGUGGAUCCUGGUUCUGUAACGGUGUUGAUUACAGUAAAGCGACGGAUGACCUCGAAGCACAACGCAAUGGUGGUACAGGUUGGGAAAAUCAAUGUGGUGGUGGUGCCGGGGCGGGGGGCACAGGUCAGGCUGCCGCGAAUGAUGUCGGUGGCAAAGGUGGCGAUGGCAUUCUAUCCAACAUUUCUGGUACUCCCACUUACUAUGGCGGCGGUGGUGGUGGCGGUAACAGUUACGGCAAGGGAGUCGCGUCAGGAGGUCUCGGCGGGGGUGGGAACGGGGCUGAUGGACCUGCUGUUUGGCCAAAAUCGGGCGAACCCAAUACUGGGGGAGGCGGUGGUGGGAACGGUGGUUCCUUUAGCUUCUUUGCUCAGGGAGGCUCCGGCAUUGUCAUCGUUCGCUACAAGACCGCUGCCUCCAGCGACCAAAGCUGCGCCACGGACUACUAUCACGACGGCGCGAGCUGCGUCGCGUGCCCAACCGGCUCGAACAGGCUGCCCGACACAGCGAACCAGUGCUUAUGCCCGGAAAACUACUACCGCAGGGCUGACGGCGGCGUGUACUCGUGCGCCGCGUGCGCGCAGGGUACCACCAGACCCGCCGGAGACACCGUCCCGGGUGGCGACGCGACGACGUGCUCGGCUGGAUCGUCGACAUCGCCGCCGCCGCCGCCGCCGCCGUCAUCGUCGUCAUCGGCGGCUUCCCCCGCCCAAGACAAGAAGGCGGCGGCUGAGAAGACGCGCGACUCGAUCCUCGCCGACAUCACCGACGCGAGAUUAAAGGCGAAGGCCAAGCUUCUGGCGGAUGCCGCGAUCGCCGGCGUGAAGGUGCAGAAGCUGACGGCGAAGCUGUCGGCGGCAGACGAGGACACCGCGUGCUCCACCGCGUUCACCAAGGCCGAAAUGAGCGCGAGCGACGGCGCUUGCGUGGCAAAGGCGGCUUCAUCGGGCAAACGCCGCCUCUCCGCGACGACUUACGACGUCGAGAUCAUGUUCAGCUCUGCGGUGGUGAGCGAUGACGCGCUGACCAAGGCGGUCAACGCGCUCAAGGCUAACGGCGUGGAGGACGUGACGUCUCAGACAUCCGUGGACCCAAUCGCCGAGCUCAAGGUCGUCCCCGGCAUCGACACGAGCAAGAUUCAAACGUUCGACACCGAGGCGGCGGCUGCGGCGGCGGUCUCAACCCAACCGCCGCCGCCCCCACCACCCCCGAGCCCACCGCCGCCAAGUCUUGUACAGGACGACGACGACCACGCCGCGGGACUCACGGGCAUCCUCGUGGCUCUGGUGGCGACGACUUUCUACAUGUUGUAA
This is a messenger RNA of Micromonas commoda, 3363 nucleotides long. RefSeq lists its product with no specific name. Bases 1 to 3363 code for a protein of 1120 amino acids. The record is from RefSeq and is a predicted model, not a curated record. NCBI's taxonomy places the organism in Eukaryota, Viridiplantae, Chlorophyta, Mamiellophyceae, Mamiellales, Mamiellaceae. The transcript has a single exon.